Pelobates cultripes (western spadefoot toad) is the source of this 964-nucleotide messenger RNA. The record is from the annotation of a GenBank genome assembly. Lineage: Eukaryota; Metazoa; Chordata; Amphibia; Anura; Pelobatidae.
AUGGCGUACCUGCAUGGCGGCUGCUCCGACUUUACGGAUGGGUCAUCAGAUGAGGAAGGGAGUGCUACCAUGGCGGCUAAGCCAGCUCUAUUGACAACACAGGCGCCAACACAUACAAAAGCCCCCACUCCAGUGACCAUGGAGGCGAUUGGGGAGCUAAUGGCGGCCCACCACAAGAAGAUUGCAGCCGACAUGGCCCUGAUUAGAGAAGACAUUAAGGGCAUAACAGUGAGGCUGGGAGCUGUAGAGGCCUCCUCUGCUGACCACACCACCCAGAUCGCAGACCUCCAAGCAGCAGUCCGGGCCCUGCAGCAAAAAUCCUGGCAGCACGAACAACAAAUUUCUGCACAGGAAGACAAGAACCGCAGAAAUAAUCUAAAGCUCAGAGGAGUCGCCGACUCUGUACCAGAGGCAGAUCUUCCACACUUUGUCAGGCGACUCCUCACCGAGCUACUGACCCCUAAGGCAGUGAAAGCAAUCGCCCUGGAGGGCCUGUUCUGCAUACCGAAGCCAGUGAAAGCCCUGCCUGCUGCCCAGGGGACUUAAUAGUUCAGUUCCAAUCUGCUAGAGACAAAAGAGCGAUCCUAGAAGCCACAAGAGGACAGGAAACUUACGCCUUCGAGGGGAUGACAAUCUCUCCUUUUACACAGACCUUUCAGGUGGGACACUAGUGUGGAGAAGAUCCAUGAACGCAUUCACAGCUUUGCUAUGGCUCCACCAAAUCAGAUACCGCUGGGGACCUAGCCGCACCAUCCACAUUGACAAAGGGGACUCCAAACAUGUUGUCCACGAUAUGCAGGAAGCCAUUGGGACAUUGGGUCUAUUUAACCUACCCAAAGACUCUCAAACACUAACGCCGCACCCAGUGGACCGCACAAGCACACUCGGAGGAAACGCUGCGAAUGUCCCAGAGUUUAUUCCCCGGAGGCGGCCCUUGGACCCUUACGCGAAGGCCACCACUUGA